AUGGCAGCUCAACUUGAGAGGGCAGCUCAACUUGAGAGGGCAGCUCAACUUCAGUGCAGCACAACUUGCGAGAACAGCAAAGCUUGUGAGGACAGCAAAGCUUGUGAGGACAGCAAAGCUUGUGAGGACAGCACAGCUUGCGAGGACAGCACAGCUUGCGAGGACAGCACAGCUUGCGAGGACAGCACAGCUUGCGAGGACAGCACAGCUUGCGAGGACAGCACAGCUUGCGAGCUCAGCACAGCUUGCGAGGACAGCACAGCUUGCGAGGACAGCACAGCUUGCGAGGACAGCUUAGCUUGCGAGGACAGCACAGCUUGCGAGGACAGCACAGCUAGCGAGGACAGCACAGCUUGCGAGGACAGCACAGCUUGCGAGGACAGCACAGCUUGCGAGGACAGCACAGCUUGCGAGGACAGCACAGCUUGCGAGGUCAGCACACCUUGCGAGGGCAGCACACCUUGCGAGGGCAGCACAGCUUGCGAGGACAGCACAGCUUGCGAGGAGAGCACAGCUUGCGAGAACAGCUCAGCUUGCGAGGUCAGCACAGCUUGCGAGGACAGCACAGCUUGUGAGGACAGCACAGCUUGCGAGGACGGCACAGCUUGCGAGGACGGCACAGCUUACAAAGACGGCACAGCUUGCGAGGACAGCACAGCUUGCGAGGACAGCACAGCUUGCGAGGACAACACAGGUUGCGGGGACAGCACAGCUUGCGUUGACAGCACAGGUUGCGAGGACAGCACGGCUUGCGAGGACAGCACGGCUUGCGAGGACAGCACAGCUUGCGAGGACAGCACAGCUUGCGAGGACAGCAUAGCUUGCGGGGACAGCACAGCUUGCGAGCUCAGCACAGCUUGCGAGGACAGCACAGCUUGCGAGGACAGCACAGCUUGCGAGGACAGCACAGCUUGCGAGGACAGCAUAGCUUGCGAGGACAGCACAACUUGCGAGGACAGCACAGCUUGCGAGGACAGCACAGGUUGCGAGGACAGCACAGCUUGCUAG
Messenger RNA from Schistocerca americana (American grasshopper), 1008 nucleotides. RefSeq names its product prestalk protein-like. Lineage: Eukaryota; Metazoa; Arthropoda; Insecta; Orthoptera; Acrididae. The coding region runs from base 1 to 1008 and encodes 335 amino acids. The record is from RefSeq and is a predicted model, not a curated record. The transcript is spliced from 2 exons.